Messenger RNA from Malassezia restricta, 444 nucleotides. Its product is annotated as U6 snRNA-associated Sm-like protein LSm1. The transcript is spliced from 3 exons. Gene Ontology annotation, biological process: deadenylation-dependent decapping of nuclear-transcribed mRNA. Gene Ontology annotation, molecular function: RNA cap binding. The coding region runs from base 1 to 444 and encodes 147 amino acids. The record is from RefSeq and is a predicted model, not a curated record. Lineage: Eukaryota; Fungi; Basidiomycota; Malasseziomycetes; Malasseziales; Malasseziaceae. Gene Ontology annotation, cellular component: P-body; Lsm1-7-Pat1 complex.
AUGGAGGCUCAGGAAAUUUUGGCCAACAUAGCCUUUACUACAUCAGGCGCGCUUGUUGAUCUUGUUGACAAAAAGGUGAUUGUUAUUCUUCGUGAUGGACGUAAGCUCAUCGGUAUCCUGCGGUCGUAUGAUCAAUUUGCGAAUCUUGUCUUGCAGGAAGCGAUCGAACGCAUUUUUGUCCGGAACCGCUAUGGUGAUGUUCCCAAAGGCACGUUCAUUGUGCGUGGAGAGAAUGUCGUAUUGAUGGGCGAAAUUGAUCUCGACAAGGAAGACAACGUCUCACCCUCUGUCGCUUCUUCUAUACCCGAAUCUGCUCUUCCUCAGCUUCUUGAAGCGCAUGCGGCAGAGAAUGUCACGAAAUCUCAAUCGGAGCAGCACAAGGCCGCCAUGCUGCGAUCCUUGCGCGGCUUCUCCGGUGAGGGUGCCGAGGGUGAUAGCUACUAG